This is a messenger RNA of Carassius gibelio (silver crucian carp), 6023 nucleotides long. RefSeq lists its product as uncharacterized. Gene Ontology annotation, biological process: intracellular protein transport. Gene Ontology annotation, molecular function: phosphatidylinositol binding. The record is from RefSeq and is a predicted model, not a curated record. Bases 2014 to 3615 code for a protein of 533 amino acids. The transcript is spliced from 4 exons. NCBI's taxonomy places the organism in Eukaryota, Metazoa, Chordata, Actinopteri, Cypriniformes, Cyprinidae.
UAUUCAUAGGCGGAGCAUGUGUAAGGCUGGGGAAGGCUUAAAAAAAUGCCCCUGCACAAACAAAUAUAAUCUAUUACGUCUGUUGCUAGCAAAGGGAAUGUGAAUAGACAUUAGACAGUGUCGAAUGCGGCAUUAAAUUAAGAUCUUUUCAUGUUGCGCCAUAUUUUAUUUUAGGCGUUUUACAGUGUUGCACAUUUUAACCAAUCACACACAAUUCUGUUGAGUUUGGGAAUGCAAUGGCAAAGCAGAAACGUUCAGAUGAGUCCCCGCUGAAACUCAUCAGUUUUGUUGCGCACGUGUGCGUUCACUGACUGAAUUCCGGACUAUUGCGAUUUCCCUCAUCAUAAACAACAAAGAGCAGAUGUAUGUACAAAGUAAGAGAUUAAUUUCACCCUUUAUACAGCUUUAGUGAUUAUAACGAUAGUUUAGUUUAUUUGAGAAAAUCUGCUGAAACAAUAACUAUAAGAAUAAUUUAAAUCUUGAAUCUUGAGAGGGCUUAAACUCACAAUAGAUCAAUGUUAGUGAUAAUGUUAUUCUCUAAAUAUAAUUUAUUCGCUGUUUGAAUAAUCGUGGAAAGGAAAAAUUAUAUAAUUACAUUUCUGGCGUUACUAUUAAAUUGCAAUCUCGUUAAAUACGAAUUAUGUCCCAUUAAAAAAAGUAUUUACCCUACAUGACACCCAUGUCUGGUUCUUGCCAAAAAAGACGUGUUUAUGAUGUUUAAUACUGAGAACUACUGCUCCAGAAGAAUUUAAUUAAGCUCAAGCUUUUUUUUUCAUGUGGUAGGAAAAAAAGUUUGCACACUAUAUCCUAAGCCACUUUGAAACUCUCCUGUUAUUAUUUUUUAUUUUUAUAUAGGCUACGUUAUGAACAUAACAUUUCAAACAUACUAAAAUACUUUAGCCACGGAGCGAAGGCGGAGCGGUGUUUCUGGUAUCACUGAGCGCGGAGUGGAGCGGGAGCAGGAAAUUGUGAACCCGGAGCGGAGUGAUUAUUAAAUGCUCUGAGCGCGAAGGGGAAAUUGUUGCCACUCCACUCACAUACUUGGCCAGGGAGGGACCAGCAAUCAGUCUGUAGUGACACAGAAAUCUUCAUUAUUUCAAUAUAAAAAUGUUUGAUUAUAAUGUAGGCUACUAGACUGUUUUAGUGCCUAAAACACAACUAAAUACAAUGAAUUUCUACUUAACUGUAAUUGACAUAUUUGUAAAUUAGAUCAAGUAAUACUUUGUGAAUGACAAUUUUUGUAUUAUUCCUCACCUCCAGGUAUUUUAAUAAAGGGGCUCACUAUAGCAUUAUUGUUUAUUCAGCUUCUAGAAACUCCAAAAUGCUUGCUCUCCAACAUUGCAUACUCCUGGAUGAGGCAUGCAUAGUGAUAAAAAUUUGAAAAAGGCCAAAAUAAAUCGUCAUGAAUGCCAGAAUAUAAAAGGAGUUAUUUUAUUUUAACAAUAUCUCAUCAGACCGCAGUUCACAGUUGUUCUACUGAAGCUCAUUUGGCUGCUUUAUCUUUUCCACGCUCGUUUGACUCGCGCAUGAUGCUGAGGUGAAGUGCGCAUCUGAAAAGUAUCUCGUUUGAUGUGGUCAUAGACUAAAGAGAUACGGCGGUUCUGCGUCUAAAUACCGUAUUUUCCGGACUAUAAGUCUGACUUUUUUUCAUAGUUUGGCUGGUCCUGCGACUUAUAGUCAGGUGCGACUUAUCAAAAUUAAUUUGACAUGAACCUAGUGCCCUCUCGUGGCUGGAGACGGUAAUGUUUCCUCUCGGUUCUUGGUUCUAAAUAAAUGCGACUUAUAGUCCAGUGUGACCUCAUGACAUUUUUGGACUGAUGCGACUUAUAUUCCGAAAAAUACGGUAAAUGCAUUUCUUGUCAAGAAAAAAAAUGGACAAAAACUGCAGUUUUGAGUGGGGGGGGACCAAAAGAGUGGCCACGCUUUCGUUAGUGGUGGCCACCCUGUUAAUACAUUUGCCUGCUUUUAGCCUUACCCUAUGGUUGGUUCACCCUCCGCCUAUGAUUUUGGUAAAUGGUAAAUGGAUUGCAUUUAUAUAGCGCUUUCAACAGACCACAUGGCCAUCCAAAGCGCUUUACAAGUUGCCUCACAUUCACCCAUUCACUCACUCAUUCAAACACCGACGGCGGUGUCAGCCAUGCAAGGCGCCAUCCAGCUCGUCGGGAGCAGCUGGGGUUAGGUGUCUUGCUCAAGGACACCUCGACACUUGGUCAGGUGGAGCCGGGGAUCGAACCACCAACCUUUCGACCUGUUCCUGAUCUGCCGAAAAAGACUUUCUUCUCGUUUAUUAAUGAUGAAUUAAUUGAAAGGAGGAGAAAAGGUCUUCAGAGCUUCUUGGAUAAAGUGCUGCACAUGACGGUAUGCCUGUCAGAUAGCCAGCUCCAUCUUUUCCUGCAGACUCAGCUUCCUGUCAAGCACAUUGAGGAUUGUGUGCAGGGUCACACCCCUUACACUGUUACUGAAGCCAUUCUGACUUAUGCUUCCUCUAACCGUGGCUGGGUGCAGGAGGAAGGGGAUGUGGACGAGACCCAAAAAUUAUGGCCCACCACUCUUCCAUAUGAAUCUGUAGAGAGCCCUGCUCCUCACCUUCCUUCAUUACAAAGUCCAGGAGCCACUUCCAGUGGGCCUCUAAAUGAACUUACAGAUGUUUCAGACUUUGAGUGGAGACUGAGUGAUGCAGAACAGUCUUCACUUGACCUGAAGCACGGAAUCGGCCAUGAGCAGCUGCCUCAAGAGGGAGAGAGUUACAUUAAACUAGUAGUUGAAGUCCACCCAAACCUUGUUGUUUCUGUAGAAACUGAGGAAGAGGACGGAAACAUUUACUCAAAAGAAACGCAAAGGCUUGAUGAAGAUGCCAAGGAUCUACAAAGUUAUGAUUGUGAAUAUCUAGCUCCACAAAUUGCCGGACUCAUUGAAGAUGAGCUUCAGCAAGGAGAUGCCCACAAUGAAGAAGAUCUUGAUCAAGAAACGUCUGUUGCCGAAGACGCAGUUGAAGUCACCUCAGUAGACGAAGUCAUCGAGAAAAAGAUUGAUGAUAUCAAUGAAGCGAAGAAGGGAAGUCAAGAUGUUGGACUUGAACUGGAUAGCACUGUGAGACGAACCCCUGACAAGGUCCUUCAUGAAGAAGAUUCAGGAGAAAGGAUCCAUAAAAAUGAAGUUACUAUUGAUCUCAGUGCUGAUGUUGAGAAGGUACUUGAAACCGCAGAAGAUGUUGCGCUCCAUUAUGCUUGCGAGGAGAGCACAUCAAAUACUGAUGAUCAAGAUAAAGCUGAGAUAACAGAGGAGCAUGUGGUCCAAGAGAAUGGAGUCAGUGACGACAAUGCUGUUGCUCAGGAAGUGGCCAUAAAUGAGAAUGAGGUGCAUGUUGGCGAAGUGAACAAGCUCAAUGCAAAAUGUCUUCAACCUGGCAGUGCCCUUUUGAUACUUGAGGGAUCUAAGGAAGCGGUGAGCAUGCAAACGCCCCCCGUGACUGUCAGUAACCUCAAUGCCAAUACUGCUGAUGUCAACACACUUGUUUUACAAGCCAUAGAGAUGGAUUCAAAGCAAUGUCACGAGAUGGACAUUCCUCCUAUCAUCACUACACACCAAACAGAGACUAAUUCCCAUGGGAAUUAGUACAGUCAUAGAUUGGACAGGGUUACAUAGAUGGACUCCCUUCAGCUCAUUCCCAGUCAACAUCCAAGAUGUCUUUCUACUGUGUGAAUGAGUGCAUGUAACUGUUCUCAGCAUUGAUCCACUGUUAACUUUUUCAGUUACAGACUAGAUACACUGAGUGAUUAGACCGAGCUGUAGUUUUUCCCCUACAAACAAUGUGAACAAACACAAGAUAAUGCACUGACUAAUGUGCCAUUCAGGAUUGUGAGCAAAUUGCACAUGCAUCGAACCGUUAUAAAUCCAUUGUAGCAGGCGAGAAAAAGCAGUGUACAUCACUGUGGCACCUUGAUUCUAAUAUUCACCAUCCUUAAUCAAAAUAUUUCUGUAUUUGUAUGAUUUUAGCAACAGGAAUUACCCCAUGACAUGUUGCCGAUCUGUUUUAGCAAAACCAGAUUUUAUCUGGCACUUCCUUUUUCUCCCGACUGUAGAACCAUGUUGCUCUCACAUGUUUGCUCUACUGGAACUUUGGGUAAUUUAAAGGGUUAGUUCACCCAGAAACGAAAAUUAGGCUGCAUUUUACUCAUCCCCGAGGCAUCCUAGGUGUAUAUGGAUUUUUUUUUCUGUUGAAUCCAGUUGGAGUUAUAUAAAAAAAUUGUCUUUGAUCUUUCAAGCUCUAUUGUUGCAGUCAGCUGGUAUUACAUGCGUCAGUCCAAAAGAAGUGAAAUAAAAAGUGCCCUUCCUUUAAAAUAAGUGUCUCACACCGCUCCGGGGGUGAACAAGGGCCCCCUGUAGUGAAUCGAUGUGUUUUUGUGAGAAAAAUAUCCAUAUUCAAAACAUAAACAUCACUUUAAUGUAGCCUGCGCCAACAGUUGUACACAGAGGCAGUUCCAAUGGCAUGAUGUAUGAGGUCAGUGUUGCGCAUACACCGGUGAGUCUCGUGAAAACCAACGUUUGUUUACUGGAUCAAAAGAAGCAAAGUUUUCUUACUAUAGUAAAGGAAGCCCAGUCUCCUCUUGGCUUAUAUCGAAAUCCUCCCACAUUCUUCUUUAGUAAUCCUUGUUUAGUACUUCUAAUUAGUAACCGUUGUUUUGUUUUUGAUCUUUCCGCUGUUUCCGCAUGCAUCACUUCUGAGCGGCGCAUGCGCAAAGGUGACCUCAUACGUCAUCUGUGCUGAAUAACUUCCAUUUACAUCAGUGAGUGCAAGCUAGAUUGGAUAUGGAUAUUUUGCUUACAAAAACGCAUCGAUUCGCAACAGGAGGCCUUUGUUAAACCCCCCGGAGCUGUCGAGACACUUUUUAAAUCGAAGAGUGCUUAUUAUUUAACGUCUAUUUGACUGAAGCAAUGCAACACCUGCUGACUGCAAUUAUAGAGCUUGAUAGAUCAAAGAUAGAUCAAAGUUUUUAAUAUAACUCCGACUGGAUUCGUUUGAAAGAAGAAAGUCAUAUACACCUAGGAUGCCUCGGGGGUGAGUAAAACGCAGCCUAAUUUUCAUUUUUUUAAGGGUAACUAACCCUUUAAGGGAUGGUUCAUCCUAAAUUGAAAAUUCUGUCAUCUUAUACUCACCAUUGUGUUCUUCCAAACCUGAAUGACUUUCUUCUGUGGACCACAGGAUGAUAUAUGGAAAAAUGUGGUAGUGUUUUUCUAUCCAGUGUUGUUUUCACUGUGCAAUUGAAACAUUCUUCUAAGUAUCUUCCUUUUGUGUUUUAAUAAAUUUAUAAAAAAAUUACAAGGAUGAGUAAGUGAUGACAGAAUUUUCAUUUAGGGGGUGAACAAUCCUUUCAAUAUAAUAAUAUAUAAUGUUUAGUGUUAGUGUGGCUGUAACGAAUAUUCAACGAAUAAUGAAUAUUAAUAUUUCAGGGUCUUUGGUAUCUAAUUUCUUUGUUGCUUCAUUUAUGGUCAGAACACUAAUUUCCAUACAGAAAUUUUAUAAGCUAUGGAAAAUAACAUAAAUGCACAGGAAAUGACAGCGCACAUUGUUUGGAAUGAUAAUAUAUUUUAUUUUCCCCAUCCUUGUAAUACUAAUAUGGAAACAGAAACAUACUCAAAAGGGAAUUUCUUUUUGAUUGACAGAAAAGGGUACUACUUUAUUUUCUUAGAUAAGUUGAUCUUUUAUUACGCACAGAUACAAAUAUGAAUGCAUAGUAGCAUUGCAAAUUCAAAGCAUCCUACAUUAUUUUUUAAUUUGUUUUAAAAGGAUUUAAGUUAACGUUACAUUUUUACCAGUAAGUUGUGAAGGGUAUACGAAUGUCUCAUUCGGCUCCAGUCGUAAUGUGACGUUUUCAUUUUCAUUUAUAUGCGCCACAUCUGUCGGUAGACUUCAUUGUAGGUACAUGAGUGCCAGAGCACGUGUUUAUUACUGUAUGCAUGUUUGGAUUCACCAAUGUGCUUACUAACAGCAAACCAAUAAAGAACAAGAGGUUGAAAUCAAA